Syzygium oleosum is the source of this 930-nucleotide messenger RNA. RefSeq names its product nudix hydrolase 1. Lineage: Eukaryota; Viridiplantae; Streptophyta; Magnoliopsida; Myrtales; Myrtaceae. Gene Ontology annotation, molecular function: 8-oxo-7,8-dihydrodeoxyguanosine triphosphate pyrophosphatase activity. Gene Ontology annotation, cellular component: cytosol. The record is from RefSeq and is a predicted model, not a curated record. The coding region runs from base 32 to 682 and encodes 216 amino acids. Gene Ontology annotation, biological process: dGTP catabolic process. The transcript is spliced from 2 exons.
GCGCAAAGAAGCGUCAAACGUCAAAGUCAGCAUGGGCGGGAACUGGCGAAGCAAAAUAGCGGGUAAUAAAUUGCCCACGAAACUCCCCUCUCCUUCAACUUUUCGACCCCCCUAUAUAACAAUGGAGGUGCUGCUGAAUUGCCCACUUCGCUUCGUCCAAUUGGAAAGCCGCCCUCGUAAAAAAAUUUCGAGCUUUCAAGGAGUAAUCUUCGUUCUUCAGAAGAUGGGAGACCGAUCGGCGCCGUCGCGGGUGCCGCGGGUGGCGGUGGUCGUGUUCUUGCUCAAGGGUAGAGCGGUGCUCUUGGGCCGCCGUCGGUCCGCCGUCGGCGACUCCACCUUCGCACUCCCAGGCGGCCACCUCGAAUUCGGGGAGAGCUUCGAGGAGUGCGCCGCGAGAGAAGUGGAGGAAGAGACGGGCCUCAGGGUCGACGGAGCGGAGCUCCUGACGGUGACCAACAACGUGUUCUUGGAAGAGCCCACGCCGGCGCACUACGUCACCGUGUUCGUGCGGGCGCGCUUGGCCGAUCCCGAGCAGGAGCCCCAGAACCGGGAGCCCGACAAAUGCCACGGGUGGGGCUGGUACGACUGGGACAGCCUCCCCGCGCCGCUGUUCUGGCCGCUCGGGAGGAUGGUCCGAAGCGGGUUCGAUCCCUUCCUCUGCCCAAGCCUCGCUAGAAGCUGAAGAGUGAUCAAUUUGAGUCGCAUUUUGAUGCCAAAUUUAUAUGAUGAUGUUUUUGAUUAGUGAGUUAGGUGGUCAUUUGGGAGUCUUUCGCGGGGUUGGAUGAGAUCCUUCGUUUCAUAGCCAAAGUAGUAUGCUUUGCUUCUUUUUAGGUUUGAACGUAUCUUCAUGUGUCAUCUUGGAUUGAUGAAGUUUCCCUCUGUUUCGCUCGAUGGUUACGGUUACAAUGCAAAGACAUCUUAAAGAGAUUA